This is a messenger RNA of Anas platyrhynchos (mallard), 3737 nucleotides long. RefSeq names its product period circadian regulator 3 (gene PER3). Gene Ontology annotation, biological process: entrainment of circadian clock by photoperiod; negative regulation of transcription by RNA polymerase II; circadian regulation of gene expression. Lineage: Eukaryota; Metazoa; Chordata; Aves; Anseriformes; Anatidae. The record is from RefSeq and is a predicted model, not a curated record. Gene Ontology annotation, cellular component: cytoplasm; nucleus. Gene Ontology annotation, molecular function: transcription corepressor binding; transcription cis-regulatory region binding.
CCGGCUGACCUCGGGGGGUGGGGGCGCUGCGGGAGGGGGAGAGAGGGCUUCGUGCCCGGUGUUUUUGGGGUGAGGGGUUCGCGGGACCUUCUGCCCCGUAGGGAAGGGGUGUGAGGUUGCUGGCGAGCCGGGCUGUGCCGUUCCAUGUCCCGGUGCCGGAGCGCUUCGCUGCUCCGGGAUGGACGGGAGCGAGCCCCGGGGCAGCCGCUCGCCGGGCGCUGGGAGCGGGCAGGAGGCGGCGAGCGAAGCACCUGGUUCGGGGAAGCCGAGGGGAGAGCACCGGGAAGCUGCGGGGUGCCGCUGCGCUGCACGCGUGGGAGCCAGCUCCGGUAGCAAGCGGAGCGACGGACCCAAAUCCAGAAGGGAUCGCUGCUGCUGCGAGUCAAGCGGCAGUUCGGCGCGGAGUUUGAGGAGGCAGAGCAAAGUUAACAACAGUGAUCAGCUGGAUUGGAGCCAGUCUCACGAAGACCUGAUGACGAUGAUCCAGGAAAUGAAAAAGUGUUUGCCUGAAGAUAAAAGGAGUUCCAGCAAGCCCAGUACCAUCAGUGCUCUCAAUUAUGCUUUGCAGUGUGUCCAACAAGUCCAAGCAAACAAAGAGUUUUUCCAGGCCUUGAAUGAUCGAAGAGUGUUUCAGACGGAUGUGACGACAUACAGCAUAGAAGAGUUGGUGACAGUUGCAUCAGAACACACUCCAAAAAACAGUGAUACCUUUGUGGCUGUGUUUUCCCUGCUUUCUGGGCGCAUAGUGCAUAUUUCCAAGCAGGCAGCAUCUAUUCUAAACUGUAAGAAGAAAGUGUUGGACUCUUCCCGGUUUGUGGAGCUGCUUGCCCCUGAGGAUGUGAGUGUGUUCUACACACAUACUGAUCAGUCCCACCUGCCGCUUUGGAAUGUGGAAAAUCAAACGGACUCUCUGUUUGAAUAUGCCCAGGUGAAAUCCUUUUUCUGCAGGCUCAGGGGUGGUAAAGAUCAAGAACAAGAAAAGCAUUGUUACCCAUUCCGAAUCACCCCGUACUUGGUCCACGUGUGUACUUCUGUCCACAUAGAUGCAGAAUCCUGCUGCUUAGCUUUGGCUGAGAAAAUUCAUUCUGGAUAUGAAGCUCCUCGAAUUCCUAUGGAGAAAAGAAUCUUCACCACCACUCACACUCCAGGAUGUGUUUUUCUUGAGAUAGAUGAUAGAGCAGUGCCUUUGUUGGGUUACUUACCUCAAGAUUUAAUUGGAACAUCCAUGCUGAUGUAUUUGCAUCCAGAAGAUCGUCCUUUGAUGAUCGCUGUUCACCGUAAAAUCUUGAAGUUUGCUGGCCAGUCCCCUUUCGAACACUUACCCAUUAGAUUUUGUACUCAAAAUGGGGAUUAUGUCAUACUGGAUACCAGCUGGUCCAGUUUUGUGAAUCCAUGGAGCAGAAAAGUGGUGUUCAUCAUUGGCCGACACAAAGUCCGAACAAGCCCUCUGAAUGAAGAUGUCUUUGCUGCAAGAAAUAAAGAAGCAAGCAGUGUUGAGAAAGAGAUAAGAGAAUUGCAAGGACAGAUUUACAAGCUGCUUCUGCAGCCAGUUCAUAGCAGCAUUUCCAGUGGUUAUGAUAGCCUUGGUAGCAGUGGCUCUUAUGAACACUAUAUCAGCAUAUCGUCUUCGAGUGACUCCAAUGGGAACUGUGCAGACGAAACACAAGAACCAAUAACUUUGCAACAAGUAUGUGCAGAUGUCAACCGAAUAAAAAAUCUUGGGCAGCAGCUGUAUAUUGCAUCAUGGAGCAAGCCACAGAAUGGAAAUGAACAGGCUAUGAGUUCAGAAAUGCUAGGAGGGAGGAGACACAGUGCUUCCUGUUUUCUCCAGAGAGUGAGAAGUGAUAGCACAGAAGAACCAGGCAAUAUACUUUAUGAUGAUUCAAAGAGGACUCCACUUGUUCCUUCCUAUCAGCAGAUUAAUUGUGUUGAUAGUAUCAUCAGAUAUCUAGAGAGCUGCAGUAUUCCGGUAUUGAAAAGGAAAUGUAAAUCUUCUACAAAUACAUCAUCAUCAUCUUCAGAUGACGACAAGAAAACCCAGCAAACUCAGCAGGAAUUCAAGGCAUUGGAAGUUAAUUCCCAAACUCCAGUAUCUGCUGAUGGGGAAGAGAUGCUGAAAAAGCAGACAACUGCAGGUGUCGUGGGAGCUCCUCUGGCAGACCUGACCCUGUCCAAGUCUCCAAGUGUGGUAUCUGCCACUAGCCAGUGCAGUUACAGCAGCACUAUAGUGCACGUCCCACACCCUCAAUCAGAAGUGACUACAAUGGAGGAUGCUGCUGUUGGAAAUGAACAAAUGGAACUGCCUCCUGUGAAUGAGCUCAUUAUGGUGCCUGAGGAGUUAAAGCCUGUUGGGCUAACAAAAGAGACCUUGUCAGCCCACACUCAAAAGGAGGAGCAGAACUACGUGGACAAGUUCCACCAGAGGAUCUUGCUCUCUCCAUUUAGGACUUACCUUCAACAGGGUAGCAGAAGUAACAAUGGACAUUCCUGUGGUCAAGGAGAUUCCCCUUCAUUGGAGAGGAGUACAGCUAGCUGCAAAAAAGGCAAACAUGGAAAAUUCAAGUGCCAGAAACCUCAGAGACAGUCCUUAGAUAGCCACUCUCAUAGUAAAAAUAGAAAUACAUGUAGUCUUCCACGUGAGAAGAGAACAAUUCAGAAACAGUCAUUUUUUCCCUCAGAAGUAUCCUGUCAGAGCUCCUCCACUAUGAAUGUAUUUCCUCCUGUGGGAUUUCCUGUCUAUUCAGAUCCACGAUCUAGUUUUCCAGCCUCUCUUGUAGGAGAGGAGCUUGCCCUUCACUCAUUAAAACCUGAGCCAACGUCAUUGUCACAGCUAAGCUGUGAAGCACCAUCGUUCCCAGCACUUUAUCCCCCAAACUUAGGCACGUUUAUGGCUGUAUUUUUUCAUAGUUACCCCAUGUAUUCUCAGCUGCCUCAAUAUGCCUUUCUUCCUAGCCCUCAGUACAUUUAUCCCCCUUCUUCAUAUCCAUGCGCAACACUACCUCUAGCUCCCCCUCCUGCUCCAUCAGCAGUAGCCCCAAACUCUGUGAAUCAGCCCUUUCCAGCCUCUUCUGCCACAUCGACUGAGGAACAGCAAGAGGGCCGGCAUCACUGGGCCCUACAGCUGAGUAGCUCACGAGGCAGCUCCCCACUUCAACUGGAUUUGCUUCAAGAAGAGCUGCCAAAACCUGUGGAGCCUUCCAUCAAUACUGAUGUUAAAGCACAAGCAGAAGCUAAAUGUGACAAUGCUCCAGAAGGUGGUGGUAACAGUGCUAGCAGCCAUUGUGCUUCUAGUGAAUUUACUGACCACCAACUACAUCAGGACUCCCAGUCGGGCACAGGUUGAGCACUAUCAGGCAGUGGAUCAGCUUUAUUUAGUUCUUUAGUUCUGCUGGCUCGGGAGGGGCGCCCUAACGCUACAUUUUUGGCAUGCCCUGGGAACCAACAUGGAGGACCGGCCAAAGACUACAGCUCCCGGCAUGCUGCGGGGUACAGAUCUUUGCCUCCGCUACGGCGCAUGCUCCAACCCGGUCCUGCUGCGGUACCUGUUUUCCUACGCUAGGUGGGAGCAGAGCGAUGUGCCGCUACUGCGCAUGCGCCCCGCCCUUCUGCCUGCAGUACUGCCCUGUUCCCAGCAGGCGGCAGCAGAGAGCGGGCCGCGUCUGCGGCUCCUGCCCGCCUGCAGUGGCGCUGCUUGGCCAGCAGGGGGCGCGCGGCACGGCCACAGCCGCGGCCCCUCA